GGAAGGUGUCACCAGGCAGCAGGACGGGGAAAGGAGAAGCAGCUGACAGUGGCACCCGGGCCGGCAGCUUCCCAAGUUCCCCAGGUUAGCACAUUCCUGUGCAGUCGCAUUUCCCCAUCUCCUCACCACCACCCCGCUUCUGGCAGUCCCCUAAGCUGUCGGGGCUGAGCGCGCUUCCUCCCUCCUUGCUCACCCCAGAUCAUGUGCUGACUCCCACCUCCUCCUUCCUCAGGGAUCUGAAAACAAGCACCUCCACACCUCCCACAGCACAGGAACUGGAUUGGGCCUUUCCCACAGCGCCGUGGCACGAAGCAGCCACAUCCCCAGCCUCCCAGCCAUGCUUAAAAGAGGCCCUUGCCUUCAACAGACCCCCCACAACACACAUAACCAACCACACUGGUAUUCCAAGGUCCCUCCUCGUGGCCAAGUCCAUGGGCACCUGCCCCUCCUCUUGCUAACAGCUCCACCUGGACAUUCUGUCCCUGGGCUUGCAAGACAUCUUGCUCUCCUCCUCCUCCCUGGUCGCCACUGGGCGCUCCUUUCACUCCUGCAGGAUGGAGUCAGCAGGGCUGCCACCAGGCCUUUGCUCAUACAGCGCUCUCCCUGGAGGGCCUCACCCGGCCUCCAGCUCACCGAGACCCCAAAGUGGAAAUGCCUCCUGGGCCUCUCUCCUUGUGGGUCCCUCACACAAGCUCACCAAGUCCCAAACCAGUUUUCCUCACGCUGUUCUCUUCCGCCUUCUGGUGGGUGCCUGGCCACCCGGUUACCAAAAUCUAUGACCCAUCACCCUCACCACCCUCUCCUAUUUCACUGGCCAAACUGGGCGAUUCUACCGUGGCCAGCUCUGGCCAGGCCAAACGUGCCUUGCGCUCUCACACCACACCGCUGCACCUGCCUGGUAAGCUCUUCCUGGACGUCUGAGCUCAAAGGCCUUCUUUGUCCUCAUCUCCUGCCCUCACAGCACAGCUGGCUCCCUUUUCUAGAGGCCCCCAUGGGAUCCCCUGUCGGACAGCUCAUCAUUUGCUGUCUGCAUUCCUCGCACACCUGCAAGUGUUUCUUGGGGCGGGGGUGCUGUCUGAUGUACCUGUGUCCAUGUGUUUUGUGCACAUGGGCCCUCAGUUCUGCUCAGUAAACGGCUGCGUAAUGGGAUGAGGCUGGGGCAGGGCAAGUCCAACCCAGAGGCUCCACGGGAGCGUGGGAACCAGCACUGUGACAAGUGCCCCAUGACUAUGAGGCUGUGUGGCUGGGAUUCCAGCAUGCGUGUGCCUGUGACCACAUGGCUACAGCACUGGCUAUCACUUCAGAGAAGGCGUCUCCAUGUGUUAGCCAUUCUGGAUUUCUGUUGGCACCUUCAACAGGGGCUCCAGGCCCAACAUGGGCUGCUGGUCCCUGUGGCUGCUCUCAAGGGUGCCUCCCCCACCAGUAUCCCACGAGUGGUCACCGCAGAGUGGGACCCAGCCAAAACUGCCUCCUGCCUGUCUGCUGGGACAGGUCAGCUUGUCCCUGAAACUAGUCCCUGCCCCUCCUAAGGAUAUUUCCACUGGGCCAAGGCAUGGCGUUUGAGAAGAUACCAGUGAAACCAUCUAAAGGACCUAGAACCACACAGGGGUGAGAAAGAUCCUCAGAGGCCAUCCCGUCAGACCCUGCAUUUCCCUUUUGUAGAUCUCUCCCCCUUUGUAAUUUUGGGGGCUAUGUCAUCCCCACUGUGCUGUAAGUUCCAUGGGACCAGAACCAGGCCCAUCUGGUUCCUGAUGUACCCCAACCACCAGCACAGGGCAGGCAGCACGUGCUGGAUGCCAGCAAACACGUAUGUUUAGAGUGAAUGAAAACAUUUUUAUGGGCAGAACAGGAACCAAGAACUAGCUGAUGCCACUGAGCAAGAGCUGACCCCGGGGUAGGAUCCAAUGUCUUCAUUUUACAAAUUCAACAGCUGAAGCCUGGGGAGUGGCAACAGUGAGAAAGGCGUCCAGCUGCCAGGUGACUUAGUACCUCACAGGCUGAUCGUUUCCUCUCCUCUCACCCCAUGUGGUACCUAAGUACGUACCAUUAAUACCCCUUGGCCUAGAUGAGGAAAUUGUUUCAGUGGUUAAGCAGCUUGCCAAGGUUACCUGUUGUGCCAGGCAAGAUUAGAAUUCGGUCUGUUUCCCUGAGUUGCCACCUACCAGGUCUUUAGGAAUCAGGUCGGAAGGGAAAGGAAGGGAAAGGGGGCGGAUCCAGGUAGCCUGAGGACUAGGAGAUUCCCCCUCGGAGUGGGGGGGCGGGAGAGUACCUUCCCUUGUAUCCUAAUUGGGCGGACCACUACGAAGGACCAGGGUGCCCCACCCAAACCUCAGCUCUGAGGCAGGAAGCCGGGACCUCCCCACCCCCAUCAGGAGCCCUUUCUCCGAGGACCCAGGCUAAUCCACGGCCGCUCUCCCACGGAAAUGGCCCGACAGGGGUCAGAAGAGGAGGGAGGGACUGCGGGCAUGGCGAGGACCACUGACGCACAGCUUUAAACGGCGUGCCUCCGCCGGCCUGCUGGGAAACCGCGCCGCACAGACCAAUAGGACCGGAGGCGGAGACCGGUUGGCUCCCAUCUCGCAGGGCGGGCGGGGAGCCUGGGAAGGGGAAGGGAGAGGCGGGCAGUGGGGCGCGGCGCCAGCCCGGAGCCGAGCCCUCGCGGCCCCACGCAGCAGCCUCGACGGGGGCGUCGCCCAAGCCCCCCCUUCUAGGGCCCCGUGCGUGUUGGGGACCCUGCACGUGACUCGGUGAUGCAGAACGGUUAUGACCUUCAGAGUGUGUCUGUGAAGCGAGGGUCCCAGCAACAGUGCGGGUUUGCGCCCGGCCCUGCCUGUGCGUGCGGGGACGUGUGGGUGUGUGGGCAUGUGUGGGUGUGUUGGGGAGGGUGCCCAGCGACAUGUGACAAAGAUUCCCAUCUCUGAGAGAUGGUGAAGGGGCCCGGGAGCUGGCGCUUUGUCUGACUAGCUGCAGAGUGACGGUUCGCGCAGCGGCGGCGGGCGCCCGGGCGGUGCAGGAUGCCGGGGCGCCAGGGUACCCGGGGGCGCGCGCGCCUGUGCCAGGGUGAGUGCGCUGCGGCAGCGCCGGGGGCCUGCGCGGCGGGCCUGCGCCGGCCAGAGCCUCGGGCGUGACCAGGAGCCACCCGUGGGCGCUGCAGUGGCCGCGUGUCCCCGUGACCUCUGGAACCAGCCCGGGUGGAUCCCCACGCGCCCCUCCCCGUCCGCCCUCCACGUGCGUGUCCGCGGCGCGCGUGCUCGCUGGCGCGCACCCGCCUGCCUGUCCGCCGCCACGAGCCGCGCCGGGAAAAGGUGCCGGGAACCGAGUGAGCCGGGGCUGCGGGCCCAAGCGCCAUGGGCUGGAGGGCGCCCGGUGGGCGGCCGGUCAGCCCCGGGCCUCGCCCCCGCCGGAGAGCCACCUGGAGUCGGUGGGGGCCGGCGGGGCCCAUGGGGAGGCCGGCCCGCGCCCCCUGAACUACGGAUACCAGGGCACUCACCAUGGCCCCACCGCUCCUGCUGCUGCUGCUGGCCAGUGGAGCGGCGGCCUGCCCACUGCCCUGCGUCUGCCAGAACCUUUCUGAGUCGCUCAGCACCCUCUGUGCCCACCGAGGCCUACUGUUCGUGCCGCCCAAUGUGGACCGGCGCACAGUGGAGCUGCGGCUGGCUGACAACUUCAUCCAGGCUUUGGGGCCACCAGACUUCCGCAACAUGACAGGGCUGGUGGACCUGACACUGUCCCGCAACGCCAUCACUCGCAUCGGGGCCCGCGCCUUUGGGGACCUGGAGAGCCUGCGCUCCCUGCACCUGGAUGGCAACAGGCUGGUGGAGCUGGGCACCGGCAGCCUGCGGGGGCCCGUCAACCUGCAGCACCUCAUCCUGAGCGGCAACCAGCUGGGCCGCAUCGCACCCGGGGCCUUCGACGACUUCCUGGACAGCCUGGAGGACCUGGACCUGUCCUACAACAACCUGCGGCAGGUGCCCUGGGCUGGCAUCGGCGCCAUGCCUGCCCUGCACACCCUCAACCUGGACCACAACCUCAUCGAUGCGCUGCCCCCGGGCGCCUUCGCCCAACUCAGCCAGCUCUCCCGCCUUGACCUCACCUCCAACCGUCUGGCCACUCUGGCCCCCGACCCGCUCUUCUCCCGGGGGCGUGACGCCGAGGCCUCACCCGCUCCCCUGGUGCUCAGCUUCAGUGGGAACCCCCUGCACUGCAACUGUGAGCUAUUGUGGCUGCGGCGGCUGGCCCGGCCCGACGACCUAGAGACCUGCGCCUCCCCGCCAGGCCUGGCUGGCCGCUACUUCUGGGCCGUGCCCGAGGGCGAGUUCUCCUGUGAGCCGCCCCUCAUUGCCCGCCACACACAGCGCCUCUGGGUGCUGGAGGGCCAGCGGGCCACACUGCGGUGCCGGGCCCUUGGUGACCCUGCACCCACCAUGCACUGGGUCGGCCCCGAUGACCGGCUAGUCGGCAACUCCUCCCGAGCCCGAGCUUUCCCCAAUGGGACCCUGGAGAUUGGGGUGACAAACGCUGGGGAUGCAGGGGGCUACACCUGCAUUGCCACCAACCCUGCCGGCGAGGCCACAGCCCGUGUAGAGCUCCGGGUGCUGGCCUUGCCCCAUGGCGGGAAUGGCAGCACUGAAGGUGGCCGGCCAGGGCCCUCGGACAUUGCUGCUUCGGCCCGCACCGCUGCAGAGGGCGAGGGGACACUAGAGUCUGAGCCAGGCGUGCAGGUAACGGAGGUGACCGCCACCUCAGGGCUGGUGAGCUGGGGGCCAGGGCGGCCAGCAGACCCCGUGUGGAUGUUCCAAAUUCAGUACAACAGCAGCGAGGACGAGACCCUCAUGUACCGGAUCGUCCCAGCCUCCAGCCACCACUUCCUGCUGAAGCACCUGGUCCCUGGUGCCGACUAUGACCUCUGCCUACUGGCCCUGUCACCUGCCGCUGGGCCUUCCGACCUCACGGCCACCAAGCUGCUGGGCUGUGCCCACUUCUCCACGCUGCCUGCCACGCCCCUGUGCCACGCCCUGCAGGCCCAUGUGCUGGGCGGGACCCUGACCGUGGCUGUGGGGGGUGUGCUGGUGGCUGCCUUACUGGUCUUCACUGUGGCCUUGCUGGUUCGGGGCCGGGGGGCCGGGAAUGGCCGCCUCCCACUCAAGCUCAGCCAUGUCCAGUCCCAGACCAAUGGAGGCCCCAGCCCCACCCCGAAGACCCACCCGCCACGGAGCCCCCCGCCUCGCCCCCAGCGCAGCUGCUCCCUGGACCUGGGAGACAGCGGCGGGUGCUAUGGUUAUGCCAGGCGCCUCGGAGGAGCCUGGGCCCGGCGGAGCCACUCUGUCCAUGGGGGGCUGCUGGGGGCAGGGUGCCGGGGAGCGGGGGGCAGUGCGGAGAGACUGGAAGAAAGUGUGGUAUGAUGGGAAGGGAGUCGCCCAGGGCGGAGGGCAAAGGGCGGCCGGCUCCUGGCCUGGGUGGGUGAGCACGGCCGGGAGUCCCUCCCAGGUCUACCCACGGUACCUCAGGCCCCCUUGUGCUUGGCAGGACGGGGGCCCUUUCCCUGGUUCUGGCCUGAGGGGACAAGUCCCUCCAACAGGUGCUCACAGCCGUCGAGGCAGGGGCUGCAGCCACCAAGGGGGAGUCUUGUUUGUCUUUAUAAUAAAAUGAUUGGGGACACCUCA
Molecule: messenger RNA, 5663 nt
Organism: Rhinolophus ferrumequinum (greater horseshoe bat)
Lineage: Eukaryota; Metazoa; Chordata; Mammalia; Chiroptera; Rhinolophidae
Gene: LRFN4
Product: leucine rich repeat and fibronectin type III domain containing 4
Exons: 3
Coding region: 3492-5402 (636 amino acids)
Molecular function (GO): protein binding
Source: RefSeq, a predicted model, not a curated record